Molecule: messenger RNA, 564 nt
Organism: Aspergillus nidulans FGSC A4
Lineage: Eukaryota; Fungi; Ascomycota; Eurotiomycetes; Eurotiales; Aspergillaceae
Product: rRNA-processing FCF1 family protein
Exons: 4
Coding region: 1-564 (187 amino acids)
Biological process (GO): endonucleolytic cleavage to generate mature 5'-end of SSU-rRNA from (SSU-rRNA, 5.8S rRNA, LSU-rRNA); endonucleolytic cleavage in 5'-ETS of tricistronic rRNA transcript (SSU-rRNA, 5.8S rRNA, LSU-rRNA); endonucleolytic cleavage in ITS1 to separate SSU-rRNA from 5.8S rRNA and LSU-rRNA from tricistronic rRNA transcript (SSU-rRNA, 5.8S rRNA, LSU-rRNA)
Cellular component (GO): small-subunit processome; nucleolus
Molecular function (GO): RNA endonuclease activity
Source: RefSeq, a predicted model, not a curated record
AUGGGUAUUGCAAAGAAAACCAAGAAGUUCGCGCAGAUGAAGCGCACGAUCAAAGCCCGCGACGAACGACUCAAGAAACCAGAACCGCCGAAGAAAAAGCCUGACGAGAUCGUCCGCCAUGUCCAAACCGCUCCAACAAAUCUGUUCUUCGCUGCGAACACUGCUCUCGGUCCCCCUUAUCGUGUCCUGGUCGACACCAACUUCGUCUCCCACGCUAUCCGCGCGAAGCUCGAUUUACUCCCGGCGAUGAUGGAUUUAUUGUAUGCGAAGUGUAUCCCGACGUUCACGGACUGCACGAUUGCGGAAUUAGAAAAGCUGGGUGACAAGUACCGUCUGGCGUUGAGGGUUGCAAAGGAUCCGCGCUGGGAGCGGGUCAAGUGCUCGCACAAGGGCACCUAUGCCGAUGACUGUCUCGUUGAUAGGGUAACGAAACACCGCAUCUACCUCGUCGCAACAAACGAUAAAGAUCUUUGUCGCCGACUCCGCAAGAUUCCCGGUGUGCCAAUCAUGAAAGUUGCCCGAGGAAAGUUCACAAUUGAGAAGCUGCCGGACGCUUUGGAUUAG